AAAAAACCCUAGCUAACAAUCAGAUUCCGUGCGUUCUCUCCGCACGUUUGUUUGGUUUCGCGACUUGUAAGCACUAAGCAGUGAAGUGUUGUUGAAUCCAAGCUCCAACCAUGGCGGCAAGCAAUCGCACAGUGUUGCAGUUCUCCUCCUCAUCUUCGUCUUCUCAGAGCUUGUCCGCAAAGGUUCAUCCUCUUGUCAUCUUCAACAUCUGCGACUGCUACGUUCGUCGCCCCGAUCAAGCCGAACGCGUCAUUGGAACGCUUCUAGGAUCCGUUCUCCCCGAUGGAACCGUCGAUAUCCGUAAUUCGUAUGCCGUUCCUCACAACGAGUCCGUAGAUCAGGUUGCUUUGGACAUAGAGUACCACCACAAUAUGUUACUGUCCCACCAAAAAGUGAACCAAAAGGAAGUCAUUGUUGGAUGGUAUUCAACCGGACUUGGAGUAACUGGUGGAAGUGCAUUGAUCCAUGAAUUUUACUCUCGAGAAGUACCCAAUCCCAUACAUUUGACUGUUGAUACAGGAUUCACAACUGGAGGGAGUAUCAUAAAAGCUUAUGUGUCAAACAAUUUAUCUCUUGGAGACAGGCAAAUUGCUGCACAGUUUCAAGAAAUUCCAUUGGAUCUUCGAAUGGUUGAAGCUGAGCGAGUUGGAUAUGAUACCCUAAAGGCAACCACUGUUGACAAAAUUCCCUCUGAUUUAGAAGGCAUGGAAGCAUCAAUGGAACAUCUGCUAGCUUUGAUUGAUGACAUCUACAAAUAUGUUGAUGAUGUUGUGGAAGGGAGAGUUGCACCAGACAACAAAAUAGGAAAAUUCAUAUCAGAUGCAGUGGGUUCCCUCCCCAAAUUGCCCCCAUCAGAUUUUGAUAAGCUUGUGAAUGACAGCUUGCAGGAUCACUUGCUCAUGCUAUAUUUAUCUAGCAUCACAAGAACUCAACUUAGCUUGGCUGAAAAAUUGAACACGGCUGCUCAGAUUUUGUAAUUUUGACUGGCUUUGAGCGAAGGCAAUUUUUUUCCUGAUAAAGGUUUCCUUUUUCAUAAAGGUUUCCUUGUCAUAUUUUCAGAAAUUGUAAAAUCAGCAUUUUAUACUUAACAUUUGCUUUAUUUUAUUGUAUUGUAUUUUGUGCAUGAUAAUGCAUAUGUGGUUUUCUUUUAUAUCUCGUACAAGGUUGCAGUGGAGUAGCAUUCACUUGUGUAACUUACUAUAUUUGAAAGAGAAUUUAUUCUAUUUUGUAUUA
Vicia villosa (hairy vetch) is the source of this 1233-nucleotide messenger RNA. Its product is annotated as eukaryotic translation initiation factor 3 subunit F-like. Gene Ontology annotation, molecular function: translation initiation factor activity; metallopeptidase activity; translation initiation factor binding. Lineage: Eukaryota; Viridiplantae; Streptophyta; Magnoliopsida; Fabales; Fabaceae. The transcript is spliced from 6 exons. Gene Ontology annotation, biological process: translational initiation. Gene Ontology annotation, cellular component: eukaryotic translation initiation factor 3 complex, eIF3m. The coding region runs from base 111 to 977 and encodes 288 amino acids. The record is from RefSeq and is a predicted model, not a curated record.